AUGAAGUUCUGGAACCAUUCUGAGCGUCAAACAGAUGAGAUCGACUGGACCACGGCAGUGGCAGAGGAGAAGAUUGAUGGCAAUUUGAUGAAGCUCUUCUUCUACAAGGAUACCUGGCGCUUGGCCAGCAACCGCACGCUGAGAGUUUGUGCUUUGACCGGGAAAUACGCUUGCACUGGGCGAUCCAAUUACGAUCUCUUCGCAGAAGCAGCGAAGAACAGUGGCCUCAACUAUGAUCGACUGGACCCCAAGUGUUGUUACAUGUUCGAGCGUGUGCAUCCGGAGUUUCGAGUGGUCUUGGAUUAUCCGAAGGCCCAGCUCUACCACUUGGGCACCCGCGACAUGCAGACUCUGCAGGAAUUGGACGUGGACAUCGGCGUCCCGAAGCCGCGCCGCUGGACCGUGCGAAGUCGUCAAGAGUGCCAGAGCUUAUUGGAGUCCUUUCAUAGCUUCGCGGAGGGGCUCGUGGUGAGGGAUGCCAGCUACUGCCGUCAGAAGUGGAAGCGCCGCGAGUACCUGCUCUUGCAUUCCGCGCGGAUGCUGGUCGGUGGAGAUGAACCAUGCUACGCCUGGGUGGCCCGCUGUAGCACCGCGGGUGCCUUGGAGCUGGACCGACUUUGCCUCAACGUCUGGUUGCGCCGCGAGGCCUCGGAGUUCGCCGCCUACUUCCCCGAGGCCAUGAAAAGAUACCAAGAGAUCUUGAAGAUCUUGGAGGAACCAGGACGGAUUGAGCUAGGAGUGAAACGGAGGUGCAGUGCGUGGAAAGAGGUUUCACGCAAUAGAUGA
Durusdinium trenchii is the source of this 786-nucleotide messenger RNA. NCBI's taxonomy places the organism in Eukaryota, Dinophyceae, Suessiales, Symbiodiniaceae. The record is from the annotation of a GenBank genome assembly.